CCGGAAUGGAAUUAUCGGUGUUAAUUAUAAUUUUGAAUUGUUUGUCAAAGUGUUUAGCUUUGGUCGAAUUUUUGUAGUAAUACAUGGGGAGGGAGUUGUGGAUUCUGAAUUUUGAAUAUUUUAAGUGGUAGCAACUAGCACGUACCUGCUGCCUCUCUUUUUUGGGUGCUGAGAAGAUUUAGGUGGAGAAGUAAAGCUCGACUUUUGUGUGAUUUUAUUUUUUGAUGCAUAGGAUUCAGGGAAGCUAAAUUCUAGUGGAUGCAUUAGGGGUAAUUGAAAUUUGUUUGUUUUGAACUUCCAAUGGGUAAAGUUUUUGCUUAGCUGUAUGAUACUUCUUGUGCAUUUUAUCAACCACCAAAUGAGCUUAUUCUUUGAAGUAUAUGUGGACUUUAUAAUUUGUGAAUUUGGAAUGUAUUUCGGUGAAAUUGUGAUGAUAUAACGGUUUGAUUUGUGGGUCAAUCAUCAAUGUGGGUUCAAUUGAAUGUAAUCUUUCGAUUUGAAGGGAUUGAAAGAAUCAUAGAGGAUGGCUUGUAGAGGGUGCUUGGAGUGCCUUUUGAAGCUCCUGAACUUUUUGCUCACCCUUGUGGGUUUAGCCAUGAUUGGUUAUGGGAUCUACUUGUUUGUUGAGUUCAAUAGAGCCAGUGACGACGCUGGUGGAGUUUCACUCGUGAGCUACAAUCAGGAUUUGGUGCAGCUUGGUCGGCCCAUGCUUAUGGCUUUGUCUUUGUCAGCUAAUAUUUUUGACAACUUGCCUAAAGCCUGGUUCAUAUACGUAUUCAUUGGUGUCGGAGUGGUUCUCUUUAUCAUCUCUUGUUUUGGUUGUAUUGGAGCUGCAACACGAAAUGGAUGCUGCUUGACAUGUUAUUCGGUAUUGGUCAUAUUAUUAAUAUUGGUGGAGCUUGGAUGUGCAGCUUUUAUUUUCUUUGACAAGAGCUGGAAAGAAGAUCUUCCAACAGAUAAAACUGGAGUUUUUGACAUGAUAUAUGAUUUCCUGAGAGAAAACUGGAAAAUUGUGAAGUGGGUUGCUCUUGGAGUAGUAAUUUUGGAGGCUUUGAUUUUCUUGUUAGCGCUUAUGGUAAGGGCAGCAAAUAGGCCAGCAGAGUAUGACAGUGAUGAUGAACUCAUUGCUCCGAGACAACAAAUCCAGCAACCCUUGAUCAACCGAUCAGCGGCUCCUGCUACUGGUAUACCUGUUGCUGGAACUAUUGACCAGCGUCCAAGCAGAAAUGAUGCUUGGAGUGCACGGAUGAGGGAAAAGUACGGACUUGAUACUUCAGAGUUCACAUACAACCCAUCAGAGUCGCACAGGUUCCAGCAAGCGACAACACAGCCAGCAGAGGAAAGGAGCCGUUGCACCAUCAUGUGACAACACACAGUGUUUCGCUGAACCAUGUUCGGACAGAUUGCCUGCACAAUCGCGUGAUAGCAUCUAGUAUCUCGAAAGACAAUGUAGCUCAUAAUGUUGAGCUUGUGUACAAAUCACAUUUUUCAGGAGCUUUACUUGUUUCUCAAUUCUCAUCAUACCUCUUCCUUAUAAAGAACAAACCUUCCAAGCAUUUCCAUUUUGUGUGUCAAAUCCUGCUGUAAUAUUAGGCGUUCUGGUUGGUUUUCUAGUGAGGUUAAGCUUACAUUUUUUGACAAGUUUGUGAACAUGUCCUGAUGUAUUGUCAUGGCAGUAGCAUGCAGACUUCAACAGCACAUUUCACUGCA
This is a messenger RNA of Tripterygium wilfordii, 1710 nucleotides long. RefSeq names its product tobamovirus multiplication protein 2A-like. The coding region runs from base 524 to 1366 and encodes 280 amino acids. The transcript is spliced from 7 exons. Gene Ontology annotation, cellular component: membrane. The record is from RefSeq and is a predicted model, not a curated record. Lineage: Eukaryota; Viridiplantae; Streptophyta; Magnoliopsida; Celastrales; Celastraceae.